Molecule: messenger RNA, 691 nt
Organism: Dimorphilus gyrociliatus
Lineage: Eukaryota; Metazoa; Annelida; Polychaeta; Dinophilidae
Source: the annotation of a GenBank genome assembly
GAUGAAUACAACUAUAUCUCCAUCCACUCCCGAAUAUUUCAUGUAUUCAUUUGGUAAAGAGGAUAGUGUUCUUAUAACAAUAGAAAGUCCGGACGAUCUCUGUAUGCACGUAUCCGUUCAGGAUAGAAAGGUAGACGAUUCAGCUCUUGUUUAUUGUAUAUGUAUUGAAGCUUUAAUUACCUUCGGAAGUAUUAUUAACAAAAAGGCAUUUCCCGGAGGUUUCUUCUUGGUUUUUGUAGCAAGUCUUACAAAGUCUGAUUGUACGAAAGCUGUCGAAAAACAUCCUGGUAAUAAUACGAAGAAAUUCAUCAGUUUUACGGUCAAGAGUGCUCUACCAAAAAGCAAAUAUUGGGAACCUAUACUGUUCGCUAUAGCCUGGUUUCUGCUCUUUUACAUCGUUGCCAUGGUCAUAUGUUGCAUUUGUUAUUUUACAUUGACUUGGAAUAGAUUUAAGAAGAACGUCUCUCAGCCUCUCGUUACUGAAAGAAAUGAUGGAAUGAGAUCUCCAAUUGUUGCUUCUGAGGGACAAAUGGACGGAUAUGGAGCAACAACCGAUGCACCACAAUCAACUGGUAUCCCACACGUAAUUCGACGUCAAUCAUCGGAUUCAUCCUUAAACGAAGACGAUUUUGAUACGUUAAACGAUGCGGAGAGCGACAAGAACGUUUUCCGCUCAAAGAACAAUAUUUAA